CCGAGGCAGAUUUACCCGCCUCUCCCCAGCGACUGAGGGCGGCGCAAGUUCCGGUGGUCUGGAGACCUCAGCCCUAGCGGUUCCGCACAUGGUGCUUCCAGGGAGAGCCAUGGCCACUUUCCGCUUGGCCCUCAUCCAGCUGCAGGUUUCUUCAGUCAAGGCGGAUAAUCUCACUCGAGCCUGUGGCCUUGUCCGGAAGGCAGCCACACAAGGAGCAAAGAUAGUUUGUUUGCCAGAAUGCUUUAAUUCUCCAUAUGGCACAAACUAUUUUCCCGAAUAUGCAGAGAAAAUUCCUGGUGAAUCCACACAGAAGCUUUCUGAAGUAGCAAAGGAGUGCAGCAUAUAUCUCAUUGGAGGUUCCAUUCCUGAAGAAGAUUCGGGGAAGUUAUAUAACACCUGCCCCGUGUUUGGGCCUGAUGGCACUUUACUGGUAAAGCACAGAAAGCUCCAUCUGUUUGACAUCGAUGUUCCUGGGAAAAUUACAUUUCAGGAAUCCAAAACGCUGAGUCCCGGUGAUAGUUUCUCGACCUUUGAGACUCCUUACUGCAGAGUGGGCCUGGGCAUCUGCUACGACAUGCGCUUCGCAGAGCUGGCACAGAUCUACGCGACGAGAGGCUGCCAGCUGUUGGUAUAUCCUGGAGCUUUUAAUCUGACCACUGGACCAGCUCACUGGGAGUUGCUUCAGCGAGGCCGGGCUGUUGACAAUCAGGUCUAUGUAGCCACGGCAUCUCCUGCCCGAGAUGACAAAGCCUCCUAUGUCGCCUGGGGACACAGCACUGUCGUGAAUCCUUGGGGGGAGGUCCUGGCCAAAGCUGGCACUGGAGAGACGAUCGUGUAUGCAGACAUAGACCUGAAGAAAGUGGCUGAAAUACGGCAGCAAAUCCCCAUUUUUAACCAGAAGCGAUCAGACCUCUAUGCCGUGGAGGCAAAAAAGCCCUAAGAUUAUGUCUCCAAUGUGCCACAAAAUAGGAAGCUGUGUUUCUGCAACAUCAUGAAUUUCCUGCUGAAUCCUUUAUUGGAGAUCCUUUUCCUAACUGGGAACUCUGUGUUACGAUGAGGAACUUCAGCACACUGGUACUCUCCACACCGUGUUAAAUAGUCAAAAAGGGCUAGGCUGGCAUUGAAGGGCAGAAGGAGAAGGGGGCGGCUCUAAACCUUAUUCCACGCUUACGCUGCUUGUGCGCAGCUGGUAAAAGUAUCAGAUUUGGGUAUUCUGGUGGUUGAUUCACCGGAUACAAAUGUAUUUGCAUCAGAAACUUCUUAUCCCAUUGCUGGAAUUGGAAUCCAUAUGUAGGAAACUGGCAGUCUCUUUCCAGCAGUACCUUCAGUUAUGUGUUUGGUCUGUGAGUAGCUGUGGGAGCCGAGGUGAUGGAUCCUUGGCGUUUGCUAGAGGAGAUGGCGGCCCCUGUAGCAGCCUUCAGGAAGGAGCUAGAGAGUCAACCGCAAACCCUCCUGGCCUUAGGGAAAGAUGGUGUCACCAGUGAGCCCGUGGGAGGAGGCAGUGGCAGCAUUUGGUCUGCCUCCACAAAAAAGAUUUUUCUUGAUUGGAGUGUCUGACAGUCUCUCUCUUUGUUUUUUCCUCCCUAGUAAUUCUGCCUUCCAAAGGCAAGUUUGUAGCCUAGUGGUUCUCAGAAUUCUUUUGCACAAUUGAAAAUUAAGAAUUUCAGUGAGUUGUUAUUUAUGUGUAUUAUAGCUACCAGUGAGCUGGUAGAUGUUGAACAACCAGCUGUCUAAGAAAAAGCCCUGAUUUUGUAGAGCAUUUGCCAUUUUCUGUGGUGUAAAUACUUCCACCAUGGCCAGGUUCCAUCUAUCAAUAUGACACCUCUACACAUAGAGUAGGGAAUAUAUGUGCCCCAUCUGACACAUGUGUACAUCCAGGAAACCCCUUUCAUCAAGGUUAUGAUCAUACCCACCACCCCCAAACGUUUCCUUGUGUUCUUUUAUAAUUCCUGUAGCUAUUCCUCUUGUUCCCAGGCAAUUACUGAUUGGCUUUGUCACUGUAGAUUAGUUUGAAUUUUAUAGAAUUAUGUGAAAAUGGACUCAUGUUAUAUCAAUACAUACUUUUUGUCUUUCAUUAUCAUUUGGAGAUUUCCCCAUGUGUAUGCAUCAUUAAUUCCUUCCCUUCUUAUUGCUGAGUAGUAGUCUGUUGUGUGGAUAUACUGUCAUUUCUCCACCUGUUGGUAAGCAUUUUAGUUUCCAGGUUUUGUCUGUUACAAAUAAAGCUUCUUGUACCAGU
Messenger RNA from Artibeus jamaicensis (Jamaican fruit-eating bat), 2236 nucleotides. It is a transcript of the gene NIT2, whose product is annotated as nitrilase family member 2. The record is from RefSeq and is a predicted model, not a curated record. Gene Ontology annotation, cellular component: mitochondrion. Gene Ontology annotation, biological process: L-glutamine metabolic process; oxaloacetate metabolic process. NCBI's taxonomy places the organism in Eukaryota, Metazoa, Chordata, Mammalia, Chiroptera, Phyllostomidae. The transcript has 10 exons. The coding region runs from base 89 to 940 and encodes 283 amino acids. Gene Ontology annotation, molecular function: omega-amidase activity.